Molecule: messenger RNA, 1529 nt
Organism: Centropristis striata (black sea bass)
Lineage: Eukaryota; Metazoa; Chordata; Actinopteri; Perciformes; Serranidae
Gene: hoxa4a
Product: homeobox A4a
Exons: 2
Coding region: 1-747 (248 amino acids)
Biological process (GO): embryonic skeletal system morphogenesis; anterior/posterior pattern specification; regulation of transcription by RNA polymerase II
Cellular component (GO): nucleus
Molecular function (GO): DNA-binding transcription factor activity, RNA polymerase II-specific; RNA polymerase II cis-regulatory region sequence-specific DNA binding
Source: RefSeq, a predicted model, not a curated record
AUGACCAUGAGUUCCUACUUGAUAAACUCCAACUAUAUCGAGCCUUCCUUUCCACCAUGCGACGAAUAUCAGCAGAGCGGAUACAUCCCCAACCCCGGUGAUUACUACGAGCGGCCAAAAGAUACGGGCUUCCCCCAUCACGACGAGCCAUCCUAUCCGAGGUCAAACUACACAGAAUCGGGCUACGAUUACGGUAACGUCCCCGCCACUGGACUCGACGAUUUCAGCGAUGGGCACCACGCACAGCCGCAACCGGUUCCACAGAGCCACGGUCCUCGCCUCACCGCGGCCCCAGACGGUGGCGCAGGGGCAAAUGCCAGCAAAGACUGCAGCCUCUCCGGUGAGGUUUAUCCCGGCGCAGCGAAGGGCAAGGAGCCGGUGGUCUAUCCCUGGAUGAAAAAGGUCCACGUUAGCAACGUCAAUCCCAAUUACAAUGGAGGAAUGCCCAAGAGGUCCCGCACUGCCUACACCCGCCAGCAGGCUCUGGAGCUGGAGAAGGAGUUCCACUUCAACCGGUACCUGACCCGGCGCAGGCGGGUGGAGAUUGCGCACACCAUGUGUCUGUCCGAGCGCCAGGUUAAGAUCUGGUUUCAGAACCGGAGGAUGAAGUGGAAGAAGGAGCACAAGCUUCCAAACACCAAGAUCCGCUCCUCCAGCUCGGCCUCAUCCUCAGCCUCGGGGCCCCAGCAGCAGCAGAUCAAAACAGGCCAGCAGCUUGUCCCCACGCCGUGCACCGCGGGUCUAUAGUGCCUGAAUGAACCCCAACCCCACAGAAAACCCCCAAUCCAGACUGAGAUGGCAAAUAUCACAAGUGGAAUUUGAUGGACCGAUUCUCAGUAUUUUACACACAUGGUGUUAUCUCUUUGCCUCUGCCAUUGGGCCCCUGUCACGUCCUUUGUACCCUUUUCCCUCUCCGGUCGCCCUCUUCAUAUAAGCUUGAAAAUCACCUUUAUUUGCCACGGUGGCAACUGAAGUGUUUAUAUAUUUGUUUAUUAUUAUGAAAGAAGGAUAACGCACAUUCAAACGUAGGACUUGGAUCAAAAAUGUAUCAUUACAGUUAAAAAUUGAGUGAGGUAAAAGUAAGUUUGAACUCAUUUUUACUAUGUUCUCUUUGAGUAUUUUUUUUCUUUUUUUAUCAUUGCUCAUGGAAAGCUCUAAUAUACUUGAAAGAUAUUUAGCGAGACUCUAGAUGCCAGUUAGACGGCUGUUUUUAGAGGUAUGGCAUCAGUCAGAGUAACAGUGUAGUUUGUGUGUUUGAGUGGGUUGGUUUACUGUUGAAUGUAGUCCAGGUGACUUUCACAUGUAAUGUACAUAGGCAAAUCAUAAUGAAGGCACAAUAAGGAAAAGCAUUUCGUCAAGUAGAAUUCUGUUUGUUGGUGUUGUAGGUUUAUUUGUGCUAGUCCGUCCCAUGUUGUGCUGUGUUCUAAACUGUGAAUAUUUGUAUGUGUCGUCUCAGUAAUGCCCGUUGUGAUGUAGGCUAGUAUAGGCUCAAUCUGUCCUUGUGAAAUAAAUAUGUACUUCACUUAUAA